Molecule: messenger RNA, 398 nt
Organism: Funneliformis geosporum
Lineage: Eukaryota; Fungi; Glomeromycota; Glomeromycetes; Glomerales; Glomeraceae
Source: the annotation of a GenBank genome assembly
CUACUGUUAAUUCGCGUAUUUUGGAUAAGGUAUUGUUGCUCUGCCAAAAGAACAACACUAAGCUAGAUCAAAUUUUAAAAAGACAAGAUAAAUUUGAGACAAUUAUUAUUGAGCAAAAAGAUAAAAUUGAUGAAAUUUUAUCAAAAUUUGAGGAGCAGAAAUUCAAUACAGAGAUCAGAAUCGGCAAAAAGGAGGGUAAAGAUAAAGGAAAGAAAAAUAGAAUCAAAUUUUAUCAAAAAGUGAUUCAAAAAUUGUCUUACAAGUUGUUUUACAAACAUAGACAACUAACAGACAAUGAACCCAAAGUACGCCUAAAGGCGAAAUUAGAUAGCGAUGAAUAUUGUACAAAUUAUCUUCGAAAGCUGAAAGAUAACAAUAUUAGUUACAACGAUUUAUAG